Messenger RNA from Sabethes cyaneus, 1615 nucleotides. RefSeq lists its product as uncharacterized. The coding region runs from base 148 to 615 and encodes 155 amino acids. The record is from RefSeq and is a predicted model, not a curated record. NCBI's taxonomy places the organism in Eukaryota, Metazoa, Arthropoda, Insecta, Diptera, Culicidae. The transcript has 5 exons.
AUUGAAAAGUGUGUAAAACACCUGGAGUUUAUUUGUGCUGUUUUUCUUUCACACAUUUCUGUUCCGUUAGGAUAGAGUGAAGAUUUUCCUGUCUGAUAGGAAAAACCAUUUACGCGAACGAAUUAUACAACAUAAAACUUAGUCAAAAUGUUUAAAAAUCACCUAGCGAUGAUUGGCAUGAAUGAAACGCCAAACAAGAAGGCCAGAUUUUGGCAAUCAUACAUCAGAUCCCUUAAAGGAUCCGAUGAUAUACGCGCACACGACACGCCAUCCUGGCGGCACCGACCGAUUCUGCUGUUCGACGAACCAGAGACUGCUGUCGGCCGCAUCCACUCUCCCGGCUAUCACUACUUACCGGUGCACCGGGAGACGUACGGUUACUCGCCUCGGCCAAUCUACGACCAUCACUAUCCACGCUCACGACGGGCAUCAAGCGUUGGCAGAUUGGCUGAUGCCGAGAAAGCCUGGGCUGAUCACCUGGAACGGAUGAGGGAUAUUGAUCGCAGAUACCCAUCGCGUUACGGAUUAUACCUGCGAGAUAAGCCCAGCCAGGUUGUGUUUCCCCAGGAAGUCGAGUACGAACCAGACACAAAACCACACUUUUCACUACACUAGAUAGUUGAACGUAGAAUGACAGUCACUAUAUCAAAUUAUUAAAAAACAAAAUAAAAAAAUAAAAAAACAAAAAAAUACACAAAAAAUAUGGUCCAGAAUACAUUACAGAGAACACUGAAACAUACACACAACCAUAAAUACACAAUCUUUUCCGCUAUGGAUAACGAUGUUUUUAUUAAUGCUAAGAACCUGUUGAUUGUAACAUAAUACUUUAUACAACAAAAAAAAAGUUUUCUAUUAAUCAAUCUAUUGAUCGUUCUGAAUCAACGUAACACAAAAUACGAGAUGUAAAACAGUAUGCUAGAAUGGUAUUAUUGAUGAAAUUGUAAUUAUUUUAAAGCAUCAAAUGUCAAGAACAGAACAAAUCAGCGAAUCAAAAGUUAAAAACACGUUCGAAACCAGAACCGUGUACCAAGAGAAAAAUAAUCGAAAAUUAAAUCCGAGACGUAACCGCCGCCGCCAGAAGAUGGCCCAUGACCGUUGGAGAAUUCAUCCAAUCUGACACCGGAAAGUUACACGACGGGAAUCAAACACUGCUCCAGAUCACUCAUUCCGUGCUUGGCAAAAAAAAUCACCUCCGGAGGAAACAAGGGAAAGUUUUUUCGAGAAAAACAACAUCAAACGACGGAAAGACUGUGCGAACAAAAAAAGUCCUGCAGGUAUCACGAACUAAAUUUCCAAUAUCGAACAACAUAAACACGAGCGCUCCAAUACAUAAUAAGGGAAUUUCACGUAUCAGCUUUCCAGCUCGAGCUUUCCCGACACAGUCACAAGCCCCACGGGAUGGGUGACCACGGACACGGAUGCUUUGUUCUCACGCAAGACAGGCCAUUUUAUGUGCCAUGCGCCAUACCGGCGCACAGGAAGACAAUCUUCCUAGAAGCGUAGAUUAAUGAAUGUGGACGGUGUAUGGGAGGAAGAAACUGGCAGCUGGCAGUUAAUUCUCGUUACUAGCAGAAAAAUAAGUCAGGAGAAAAUUAACGCGAACACAUAUUGACAA